Brugia pahangi is the source of this 1167-nucleotide messenger RNA. NCBI's taxonomy places the organism in Eukaryota, Metazoa, Nematoda, Chromadorea, Rhabditida, Onchocercidae. The record is from the annotation of a GenBank genome assembly.
AUGCAUGCCGGGUUCGAUGGUACAACAGCACCGUCAAUGGUGAGUAUAGUACCAACGAAUGUCGCUGUUUCGCAACGUGAAAAAAGACGAUUUUACGUGAAAAAGUCGAUAAUUGGAAUGCAAGAAUUUCGCGAUUGGGAAGAAAAACUGGGCGAUUAUUGGUAUCGCCAUCAUCACAAAGUGAAUAACAUCGUGUAUUAUCACUGCAAAUAUGAACCUUGUUAUGCGUCGAUGAAAGCCAAAGUAAUGCUCGACUGUGUACAGUUAUAUGUUACCGAAGAAGGACAUUCGCAUCCCGCUCCUGCUGAUAUGAUGGCACCACCAUCGAAACAUGUAAUGGAUCCUCUGACACGGCAAACUGUAUCGGUUCAGAAACGAAAACAUAUGGAUGAGCAGUAUUAUACUGGAUUUUCAGCAGCGCCAUAUCCUCAACAAUUUUUAAACGAUAUACUUCGUAUGCAAGGCGAUUUCAAUGGUGUCCAUGAUGCUAGUGCAGCUGCUUGUUAUAGCAAUCCUCAUCUGGCAUUUCAGAAUGGCGAAGCAUCAAAAGAAGGCAUCGAAAUAAAAAUGGAGAAUCAGGGUGCUACAACAUCGGAUAUGCGUAUGGAAGUGAUUUCGGCAGUCGCAGAAGUGGCCAAAUAUGCUCAGAAUAGGACAGCACAAAUGGAAAAUAAUUCACAGAAAGGUGCUGAUGGAACUGGUACCGUGCAGCAAGUAUCGAAACCAAUUUCUGCUCAUUCAACAACCUCACCGAUUAGCUCACCUGAAGUACAUCCUUCUGGUAAUUCCAACCAAGUGCAGCAACGAAAUAGUUUCUCAGAUGAAAGUGACAGCGAUGAUGAUGAAUCAUCGGAUACGGAAAGUGAUGAUGCAAAAUGUUCUUCUUCCCAUGCUGGACAAAAAUGUGGUGGUGGAGAUGUUGAGACUGACAACGAUUUGUUUGCAAUAUUAAAGAAAAAAAUUGAAAGACAAGUGCCACGAAAACGUCUACGUUACCUGCGACGUAUAAGACGACAACUAAGUUAUUUUUUACAAAUGCAUGAAGUGAAAGAAAUGUCGUCACGAUUACCACCAGCAACAAAAUACGAAGAUAUCUUUGGGAAACAUCAACAACAGCAGCAACAGCCACAUCAACACCAACAACAGCAACAACAAUCACAGCAGUGA